Messenger RNA from Amphibalanus amphitrite, 5392 nucleotides. Its product is annotated as phospholipid-transporting ATPase IF-like. The record is from RefSeq and is a predicted model, not a curated record. Gene Ontology annotation, cellular component: plasma membrane; endoplasmic reticulum; trans-Golgi network. Lineage: Eukaryota; Metazoa; Arthropoda; Thecostraca; Balanomorpha; Balanidae. The transcript has 25 exons. Gene Ontology annotation, molecular function: ATP hydrolysis activity; ATPase-coupled intramembrane lipid carrier activity; magnesium ion binding. Bases 343 to 4260 code for a protein of 1305 amino acids. Gene Ontology annotation, biological process: phospholipid translocation.
GCAGCGGCCACGCCAGCAGGAGCGACCGUCGAGCCAGCAGGACCGCCAAGGACCGCGGCCAGACCAGGCAGCCGGGUCACACACAGGUCACCGGAGUCUGUCAGCCACUGACGGCAGGUCCCGUGACGUCACCAGCGCGGCGGCCCGACGCGGCGCCAGGUUGAGAGCCCGCCCACCGCUCCGACCGGCCUGCACCUCGUGCCGGCCGUCCAGUGUGGUGCCAGGGCCGCGCGCGGGACGGCCGCGGCCGCGCUCCCCGGCCCCCGGCGGCCAUGUGCUGACCUGUCACCGCGUGACGGCUGUGUCGGACGCCGCUGACGGGUGCCUGUGAGUCUCGGUGAGAUGGCUCCGGUGUUCGGCCACGAUAACCACGCCUACUCGCCGGACGAGGAGGCUGUGAAGCUGCAGAGUGUGCAGCGGCUCGGCUCCUGGCCCACCGAGCCGCAGGAGCUGCAGCAGCUCCGCAAUGCGCUCGCUGCCGGCCCCGCUCCGGGCUCCGCUCCGGGGGUGGUCCGGGGGUACCUGCCCGGACCGACCCAGCAGCCGAUGCCGACGGGACCGCCGCACAGCGCCCCGCCGGAGACGACGCCGCCUGUGACGCAGGAGACGCGGUUCGGUGCCACGAACGGAGUGUCGGAGGCCAUCCCGCGACCCAGCCGGGCACUGCCCGAUAUGGACCUGGCCAACGGCCUCAACAAAGUCCGGGACAAGGCGAUCGGCUUCGUGCGACAGGGCUCCAGCAAGCGGUUCUACCGGCCAGUUAUCAUUGGCACUCGGAAGGUCAAGGUCGGAGGUCAUGACCUGCCCGGAGAGGUCACUGACCCCGAGGCCAAGCCGAAGCCCGCCUUCCCUGACAACCGUAUCAGCACUUCCAAGUACUCGAUAGUGACGUUUCUACCGAAGAACCUGUUCGAGCAAUUUCGCCGUGUGGCCAAUUUGUAUUUCUUUUGCAUCGCCAUGGUUCAGUGUCUGAUCGACAGUCCAGUCAGCCCCGUCACAUCCGCUAUGCCGCUGGGGUUUGUCGUGUGCGUCACCAUGCUCAAACAAGGCUACGAAGAUUGGCUCAGACAUAAAAUGGACGACGAGGUCAACAACAAACCAGCCACCGUCAUACGAAACGGCAGAAUACAGGAAGUGAAGACGAAGAGGAUCGCCGUGGGUGACAUCGUGUGUGUGCGGGCGGAGGAGGACUUUCCAUGUGACCUGGUGAUGCUCACAUCCUCCGAUCGGGAGGGUCAGUGCCACAUCCAGACGGCCAACCUGGACGGAGAGACCAACCUCAAGACGAAGGAAUCGCCGGCGCAGACGCGUCACAUGCGCUCUGUCUCCGAUCUGGACGCCAUUAGAGCCUCCAUUGAGUGCGAGAACCCGCGGCCCGAUCUGUACAAGUUUAUCGGCACCAUGAAGUUCCACAACGCCGCUAGCGGGACGGUCGAGUCAGUGCCCCUCGGGCCGGAGCACGUCCUGCUGCGCGGCUCGCGACUCAAGAACACCGCCGAUAUCUACGGAUGUGCCAUCUACACUGGCCGCGACACCAAACUGGCACUGAACCUGAAAAUCACUAGCAACAAGUUUUCGUCCGUAGAAAAGUCGAUGAACAAGUUUCUGGUGUUUUUCCUGCUGCUGCUGCUGUGCGAGGUCACCUUCGCCACCUUGUUCUCCUUCUUCUACCAGAAGACGCAGGAAGCCGUGACGAGCGACAACGGACUCAUGGAAGGGUCACCCUGGUAUCUGCCUGAGGAGGAGUUCGCCCCGAUCAACACCAUCUUCUCCUUCCUGGUCAUCUUCAACUACAUCAUACCCAUAUCGCUCUACGUCACCGUCGAAAUGGUGAAGUUUGCCGGCACGCGGUUCCUCGAGUGGGACGAAGAGCUGGAGUACGAGGGAAUCCGACCAAAGGCCAACACGUCAGACCUGAACGAGGAGCUCGGACAGGUGGAGUACCUUUUCUCAGACAAGACGGGUACGCUGACGGAAAACGUGAUGCAGUUCCACCACUGUUCGGUGGCCGGACUCAACUACAAGGAGGUGAACGGCGAGCUCCAGCUGCACGAUUCUCGCAGACGGGGCCAGGCCGCACUCCAGAGGAUCUCACCCGAAAUGAGGAUGGCGGAGCUGGACGGCUUUCUGACGGCGCUGGCGCUGUGUCACACCGUCCAGGUGACUGAGGCCACCGCAGACGACCUGCUGCCCAGAUACCAGGCCAGCAGCCCCGACGAAAAGGCGCUGGUCGAGGCGUGCAGCAGGUUCGGCGUCGUGUUCGGCGGCAUCACGGACGACAUUUGCAAGGUCACAGUGAAGGGAGAGGUCAAAUACUACAAACGGCUUCACGUCCUGGAAUUCGACUCCGAUCGGAAGCGGAUGUCUGUGAUCGUUGAGGAUGCCCAGGGCCGUGUGAUGCUGCUCUGUAAGGGCGCCGACAGCACGGUACUCGCGCAGUGCGUGGAGGGCGACAAAGAACGAACCGUGGAGCACGUCAACUACUACGCUAUGCUGGGUUUGCGGACACUGGUGUUUGCCUGGCGCGAGCUCACCAAGGUCCAGCUGGACGAAUUCUCCCUGAAACUGAACCAGGCCAGAUCAUCCAUGAAUCGACGGGAGGAGAAAGUCAGGGUGGUGGUGUCUGAGAUAGAGUCGGAGAUGGAGCUCCUCGGCGCCACGGGAGUCGAGGACAAACUCCAGGAGGGCGUGCCAGCCACGCUGGAGAUCAUGAGGGCGGCAGGAAUCAAGAUCUGGGUUCUGACCGGGGACAAGGUGGAGACGGCGGUUAACAUUGCCACCUCGUGCGGCCACUUUAAGCGCGGUACCACCAUGCUGCGGGUGGUCCGAUUCCGCUCCCUGCCUGAGCUCCGACAGACGCUGGCCGAGCACGACCUGCGGACCGGUCAGGAGAUACACGGUAACUUCGGCCUGGUGCUGGACGGCGAGAGCCUUACGCUGGCUCUUCACUCCCGGGACACCCGCCACCAGCUUCUGGAUGUCGCCACCAGAUGUCAGGCGGUCGUCUGCUGCCGAAUGUCGCCCAUGCAAAAGGCAGAGAUGGUGAAACUGGUCAAGUACUCCAAGGAGCGUCCGAUCACGGCCGCUAUUGGGGAUGGAGCCAACGACGUCUCCAUGAUCCAGGAAGCGCACGUCGGCUUCGGACUGGUGGGUCGGGAGGGUCGUCAGGCGGCGCGCUGCUCAGACUUCUCCUUCGGCCGGUUCCGGUUCCUGAGCCGCAUUCUGCUGGUUCACGGCCACUGGUACUACGUGCGACUGGCCAACCUGGUGCAGUACUCCUUCUACAAAAACGUCGCCUUCAUCACACCACAGCUGUUCUUCGCAUUCAGCAACUACUUCUCCACCACGAGUCUCUACGACAGCCUGUUCCUCACCUUCUACAACGUGUUCUACACCGCCGCCCUGCCGCUGGCCUACGGAAUUCUCGAGCAGGACAUCCCUGCCGAGACGCUCAGCAAACGGCCCGACAUCUACCAGCGCUUCGGGAAAAACGUGCUGCUCGGCUGGGGAGAGUUCGUCAAGUGGACUCUUCUCGGUCUUUGGCACGCCAGUGUGCCCUAUUUCCUGGUAUGGUACACCUGGCGAGCCGACCCCAUCAUGGUCGAGUCCGGUCGCAUGAUGGGAGUCUACGCCUUCGGCACGGUCAUCUGCCAAAUCAUCGUCUUCGUCGUCAACCUGAAGAUGAUCAUCAUGAGCAGAUACAUGACGUGGAUUUUCUGGCUUUUCUUCGGCGGAAGCCUCGUGUGCAUCUUCCUCACUGCAGUAUAUUCAAUCCUGAGGAUUCCGAUUCUGGACAACAGCACCAUGUUGGGCGUGUACGAGAUGGUGGCCAGCUCCCCGGCUCUGUGGCUGCUGCAGCUGCUGCUCGUCACCGUCUGCCUGCUGCCCGACCUCCUGCUGGAGGUGGCGCGCACACACGAGCGAGGCCUGGGGAAGUUCACCGACCGGGUGCGCGUGGCGCUCGGCUUCCACAGCAGCUCGGCGUCCACGCUGCCGGCGUUCACCCGGCGUCCGCUGAGCUCAGCACGGCGAGCGGCGUCCGUGCGCGCGCCGAGAGGGUCGGUGGACCGUCUGCCGCCGCCGUACGAGUACUACGGCACAGCGGGGCCGCCGCCGCCCGCUGACGGGCCAGUGAAGGUGGUGGACUCAUCCGUGCGAGGAGCGGUGGAGAACGGCGCGAGCGAGCCGGCGCCGGGGGUGACCAGCCGCACGGACAGGGCCUCAAGGGGGACGACAGCGAUCACGGAUGUGUCCACGUGACCAAAGAUGCUUGUCUGGUGGUGUUACGAUUCGACGGGUUCCUGCUGAAAGUUACAGAACGGGUCGGGGAGGAGCACAAGACAUGACUUUCACGAGUUCAUACAUGCGAUGCCAUACUAGUCCAAUACGAAGUUGAGCCGCUGGGGCUCGAGACAAAGUGUAGUGUAGAAAUUUGUGCCAGUUUCAUUUAUUGUAAGGCAGUGGCGGCGUGUGCCGACAGUGUUGGUGCCUGUGACGAGCUUAGAGCUCUUGUUCCUUGUCGAGCUCAAACGGUGGCAGUGGAUCGUAGACUAGUGACCACAUCGAUGACUAGUGACUAGUAGUGAUGACCAGUGCUCUCUUCAGUCAAACGGACACUGGGGAUGGCCGCUAGUGAUCUCCGCCGUCCACAAAACUGUUCCCACGGAGUCAUGGACUCUUUCCAUGUCGGUCGUCAAUAAUGGUUGUAAGGCGAUGGCCUAGUCAGGUGCUUGUGCGCUGUUGCAUAGCUUGUAUUGCCUAUCUUAUAUAUCGGGCAUAUUUCCGUAUCUAAAUGUGAAAAGUUCGACGGAACCUUUUCAUCGGCGUAACACGAUUAAUUGUCAGGGGGGGGGGGGGGGCAUUGCAUGGACGAUUCGAUAUAAUGUUUUUACCUCAUUGAUUUUUACGCCUUUGUUCGGAUUCAUUUCCCGCAUAAUAGGUUAUCAAUAAUUUCAAAUAAUAUUCUGAACGCUAGAGCCCACUAAUUUGUGAAAUUACAGAUGAGGAGCUUCGUGGAAAAAAGAAUCCAACCUACUUUUAUUCAUGGCCGUCGUUUUGCUUGUAUGCGCGAACUUAAAAAGUGUGUCUUCUUUAUUGUACUGUACGAGUGGCGGGACAUACUCGUGCAUGCUUUUAUGUAUGCUUGUAUGCUUUUAUCGCCUUUUAAGUGACGACUCCCUGUCGCUUAGUUAAUUCUGUGAAGAGCUUACGCACUGAGACUUUCUGCUAAGCAGAAGUAUGUGAGCACUAUGCCGGUAUUUAUGUUUUAUGGGAGCUUGCGUGCUGUUCUGUCCAAUGUGUCAGCUCAUGUGACACUGUGCGAGUAUCUACGUACACCAGGGACCACAUGCGACGUGUCAGCGUUUAAUGAAGUCUGUUUGAGCGGUUCGAA